Molecule: messenger RNA, 246 nt
Organism: Dissoconium aciculare CBS 342.82
Lineage: Eukaryota; Fungi; Ascomycota; Dothideomycetes; Mycosphaerellales; Dissoconiaceae
Product: ankyrin
Exons: 1
Biological process (GO): regulation of apoptotic process
Cellular component (GO): nucleus
Molecular function (GO): protein binding
Source: RefSeq, a predicted model, not a curated record
CAGGCCGCAUCUUUACAGGGCCACGAGAAGGUAGUACAGCUGCUACUUAAGGCCGAGGCCGACGUUAACGCGCAAGGCGGACGGUAUGGCACCGCGCUCCAGGCCGCAUCUUUAUACGGCUACGAGGCGGUAGUACAGCUGCUACUCGAGGCCGAGGCCGACGUUAACGCGCAAGGCGGAGACUACGGUACCGCGCUCCAGGCCGCAUCUAUAUACGGCCACGAGGCGGUGGUACAGCUGCUGCUC